AUGAAGUACAGCGAGUGUGGAGCGUGUUGUGAUCGGCCGCUGCCUCUGUGCCGAGCAAACCACCAUGGAGCACCGGAGACAGAGACGGUCUCCCGGCUCCUCCGAUCCCGUCACAGGCUGCCGGUGCUGGCAGCAGACACGCACGGAGCACACCCUUACCCUGCUGCUCCAGCACAUUCGCUGUCCGUGUGCAGAACACGGAGUAUUAAUGAUCUCUACCUCUGCCGCACGGUGCAAGGAAACUACACAGAGAAGGCCUCCCGGCGCCUCCGAUCCCGUCACAGGCUGGCGGUGCUGGCAGCAGACACGCACGGAGCACACCCUUACCCUGCUGCUCCAGCACAUUCGCUGUCUGUGUGCAGAACACGGAGUAUUAAUGAUCUCUACCUCUGCCGCACGGUGCAAGGAAACUACACAGAGAAGGCCUCCCGGCGCCUCCGAUCCCGUCACAGGCUGGCGGUGCUGGCAGCAGACACGCACGGAGCACACCCUUACCCUGCUGCUCCAGCACAUUCGCUGUCCGUGUGCAGAACACGGAGUAUUAAUGAUCUCUACCUCUGCCGCACGGUGCAAGGAAACUACACAGAGAAGGUCUCCCGGCUCCUCCGAUCCCGUCACAGGCUGGCGGUGCUGGCAGCAGACACGCACGGAGCACACCCUUACCCUGCUGCUCCAGCACAUUCGCUGUCCGUGUGCAGAACACGGAGUAUUAAUGAUCUCUACCUCUGCCGCACGGCUCCUCCGAUCCCGUCACAGGCUGGCGGUGCUGACCGCAGACACGCACGGAGCACACCCUUACCCUGCUGCUCCAGCACAUUCGCUGUCUGUGUGCAGAACACGGAGUAUUAAUGAUCUCUACCUCUGCCGCACGGUGCAAGGAAACUACACAGAGAAGGCCUCCCGGCGCCUCCGAUCCCGUCACAGGCUGGCGGUGCUGGCAGCAGACACGCACGGAGCACACCCUUACCCUGCUGCUCCAGCACAUUCACUGUCCGUGUGCAGAACACGGAGUAUCCCGUCUCCUCCGAUCCAGUCACAGGCUGGCGGUGCUGGCAGCAGACACGCACGGAGCACACCCUUACCCUGCUGCUCCAGCACAUUCGCUGUCCGUGUGCAGAACACGGAGUAUUAAUGAUCUCUACCUCUGCCGCACGGUGCAAGGAAACUACACAGAGAAGGUCUCCCGGCUCCUCCGAUCCCGUCACAGGCUGGCGGUGCUGACCGCGGCUGAAGCUGUGGACGUAACUGACCAAGGCAUCUGAGGGGUUAUCGCCAAUCAGGGACUUUGCCCCCAAUGUCUUCUGUCUUAAAGGGCCCUGUCAGUAGAUCUGUCCCUCUGACGCCAGGUGACCUGCUACAUGUGCGCUCGGCAGCUGGAGGCGUCCGUGUUGGUCCAUGUUCACGUGUCUGCAUUGCUGAGAAAUA
This is a messenger RNA of Bufo gargarizans (Asiatic toad), 1425 nucleotides long. RefSeq lists its product as uncharacterized. NCBI's taxonomy places the organism in Eukaryota, Metazoa, Chordata, Amphibia, Anura, Bufonidae. The coding region runs from base 1 to 849 and encodes 282 amino acids. The transcript is spliced from 3 exons. The record is from RefSeq and is a predicted model, not a curated record.